Helobdella robusta is the source of this 207-nucleotide messenger RNA. RefSeq lists its product as hypothetical. NCBI's taxonomy places the organism in Eukaryota, Metazoa, Annelida, Clitellata, Rhynchobdellida, Glossiphoniidae. The record is from RefSeq and is a predicted model, not a curated record. Gene Ontology annotation, molecular function: protein dimerization activity. The annotation marks the transcript as partial. The transcript has a single exon.
UUUCCAAAUCUCAGAGUGGCACUUAAAAUACUUCUUACCCUAUCUGUAUCCAUUGCGAGUUGUGAACAAUCUUUUAACAAAUUAAAACUAUUUUCUACGUAUCUAAUAUCAACAAUGGGACAAAAUCGCCUAAGUGACAUGGUAUUUUUAAAUGUGAAAAGAGAAAAGUUUGAAUUUAUUCAUUUUAAUAAAAUAAUUGAUGUGUUU